Molecule: messenger RNA, 423 nt
Organism: Funneliformis caledonium
Lineage: Eukaryota; Fungi; Glomeromycota; Glomeromycetes; Glomerales; Glomeraceae
Source: the annotation of a GenBank genome assembly
UCUCAAGAUUUUAAGGUAUUUUCCCCAAUUGGUUCAGGAGGAUCUGCUUCGGUUUAUGCUGCAUAUUGGAAAAGUACCCAAACAAAAUUUGCAAUUAAAAAAUUUGCCGAAGGUUCUACAAAAGAAAUUAUUUUGAAUGAGAUUCAUUUGAUGGGAAUUAUGAGAAGAAAAGUCGACUUUCAUCCAAAUAUAAUUAGAUUUUAUGGAAUUACGAAUUUUGAAGGAUGUUGGGAGCAUGAACCAGACAAGAGACUAGAUAUUGGUCAAGUAAUUUCGGACCUUAACAGUAUAGAUCCUAAAAGUCAUGUUAAUUCUAAAGAUAAUUAUGAAAGUGAAAUAAUAGAUGAAGACGAAUUGGAUCCUAAAAGUCAUUUUAAUUCUAAAGAAAAUGAUGAAAGUGAAAUAAAGAUGACGAAUUUUUAA